Molecule: messenger RNA, 1743 nt
Organism: Miscanthus lutarioriparius
Lineage: Eukaryota; Viridiplantae; Streptophyta; Magnoliopsida; Poales; Poaceae
Source: the annotation of a GenBank genome assembly
AUGCCCUCAGAUAUUUGGAAGGCGCAUGCUGGUUCAUCACAGUCAAAGGGUUCGGGUCUGGAUAUGGAGAGGAACGGAUGCAGUCAUAAUUAUUGUCCAUCUCCUCUCCAACCGAUUGCCUCAGCUGGUCAGCACUCUGAAAGCAGCGCUGCAUACUUUUCUUGGCCUACAUCUACUCUAAUGCACGGCUCAGCUGAAGGCCGUGCUAACUACUUUGGGAAUCUACAGAAAGGUGUACUACCAGGACAUCUUGGUCGCUUGCCAAAGGGCCAGCAAGCCACCACCUUACUUGAUUUAAUGAUUAUAAGAGCAUUCCACAGCAAGAUCCUCCGUCGGUUUAGUCUUGGUACAGCAAUAGGCUUUAGAAUCAGGAAAGGAACAUUGACUGACACACCUGCCAUCCUUGUGUUUGUUGCUCGAAAGGUUCACAGGAAGUGGCUCAGCCCUACUCAAUGUCUUCCAGCUGCCCUUGAGGGACCUGGGGGGGUGUGGUGUGAUGUUGAUGUUGUUGAAUUUUCUUAUUAUGGUGCACCAGCCCCGACACCAAAGGAACAACUUUAUGAUGAGCUCGUUGAUGGAUUGCGUGGUAGCGACCCUAUUGUAGGCUCAGGUUCACAGGUGGCUAGUCUUGAGACCUAUGGGACUUUGGGUGCCAUUGUGAAGAGUCGAACCGGCAAUAAGCAAGUUGGGUUCCUUACAAACAGGCAUGUUGCGGUUGAUCUGGAUUAUCCCAACCAGAAGAUGUUCCAUCCGCUGCCUCCUAAUCUUGGACCUGGAGUUUACCUAGGUGCUGUUGAGAGAGCAACAUCAUUUAUAACAGAUGAUGUUUGGUACGGGAUCUACGCAGGAACAAACCCAGAAACUUUUGUCCGAGCUGAUGGUGCAUUUAUACCGUUUGCUGAUGACUUUGACACUACUAGUGUCAGCACCUCGGUUAAAGGAGUUGGAGUCAUUGGUGAUGUAAAGGCAAUUGAUUUGCAAUCCCCAAUUGGCAGUCUCAUCGGGAGACAAGUUGUCAAAGUUGGAAGAAGUUCUGGUCUGACGACAGGGACUGUUGUCGCAUACGCACUUGAGUACAAUGAUGAGAAGGGAAUAUGCUUCUUCACUGACUUUCUUGUUGUUGGGGAGAACCAACAAACGUUUGAUCUUGAAGGGGACAGUGGAAGCCUCAUAAUCUUAACAGGACAAGACGGUGAGAAGCCGCAGCCUAUAGGGAUUAUAUGGGGCGGUACAGCUAAUCGGGGAAGGUUGAAACUUAAAAGUGGCCAGGGUCCGGAGAACUGGACAAGUGGAGUUGAUCUUGGCCGCCUUCUUGAUCUCUUGGAGCUAGAUCUGAUCACAACAAGUGAAGGGCUACAAGCUGCCUUGGAUGAACAAAAGAUUAUUUUAGCUGCUGCUGCCGCUGUGGCUAAUAAUUCAACUGCCACAGAAUCGUCACCUGUUGCUGGCCCUCAAGAGAAUGAUAAAAUCGACAAAAUCUAUGAGCCUCUCGGCAUCAACAUCAUUCCCCGAGAUGGUUCUGCCAUAUCAACGGACCAACCCAACGAGAAUAUGGAAGAGCUAAACCUAAUGUCUCCUAUGCGCAACGGUGAAGAAGGCAAUGGUGACUUGAAUAACUUGGUGGACUUGGAAUUGGAAAAUUCACCUGAUGGUAUUUCUAUUGCUCUGAACCUGGGAGAGCGGGAGCCAAAAAGACUCCGCACUGAUUCUGAUUCAACGCCGGACAUAGACUUGCAGAAAUGA